This is a messenger RNA of Zychaea mexicana, 1011 nucleotides long. RefSeq lists its product as uncharacterized. NCBI's taxonomy places the organism in Eukaryota, Fungi, Mucoromycota, Mucoromycetes, Mucorales, Lichtheimiaceae. The record is from RefSeq and is a predicted model, not a curated record. Bases 59 to 820 code for a protein of 253 amino acids. The transcript is spliced from 5 exons. Gene Ontology annotation, cellular component: cytosol. Gene Ontology annotation, molecular function: oxidoreductase activity.
UCCACACUUUUGUUGUACACGUACGCUUUAUCUACCACCUUUUUCAUAUUUAAUCAGAAUGGGACGCCUCGAAGGAAAGAAUGUGUUCAUUACUGGAGCCUCUGCUGGCAUUGGCGAAGCAACUGCACGCGAAUUCGCAAAGGAAGGUUCCAACCUAAUCCUGACAGCUCGACGCCUGGAACGUCUUCAAGGAUUGAAGCAAGAGCUUGAGAAGCAGUAUCCAUCUAUCACUGUCACUGCUGUUGAAUUGGAUGUCCGUCGAAAGAGCCAGAUCGAUAGUGUUGUAGCAAGCGUUCCACCAGUAGAUGUGCUUGUCAACAACGCUGGUAUGGUACUCGGUGUAGAUCAUCUUGUAGAUGUUGAUGAAGACGAGUUUGAUCAAAUGAUCCAGACCAAUGUCAAGGGACUCGUAUUCCUUACCAAGGCAGUGCUUCCGAGCAUGAAGGAGCGACAGACGGGACAUAUCAUCAAUCUCGGAUCCAUUGCUGGCAAACAGGCCUAUGCUGGCGGUAGCAUUUACUGCGCUACCAAGUAUGCCGUUGAGGCCAUCACUGCUUCUUUGCGUCACGAAUUAGUGGAUACGCCCAUCCGCGUGUCGGGUAUCUGCCCUGGCCUCGUCAAUACCGAGUUCUCAACUGUGCGUUUCCGUGGCGAUAAGGACAAGGCAGAUAACGUAUAUACUGGAAUGCAGCCUCUCGUCGCUCAGGAUAUUGCAGAACUUAUUGUGUUUACUGCUGGUCGACCUCCUCACGUCAACAUUGCCGAUAUGCUUGUAUUUCCAACCGCACAAGCUGAUGCAAAGACUGUGGCUCGUCACUAAUACUCCACAAAACUUGUAAAAUAAACAGACUUAGGCACUGAGUAAUAUAGCAGCAGCACUCUUCUAAUGCCAUAUAUGAAUAUGGAGAGACUAGCUGCUUCUUCAAGCUGUCAAGCUGUAGUCUCUAAUCAUGUCAAAAUUACUCGUGAAUUAUAGCAUAAAUUAGAAAAAUAUAGUGAAUCCUGAGUGGC